UGGGGAAAAAGCGGGAGGCGCGUGAUCCCAGUCUGAGCGCGCGCUUAGGAAUCAUUUGCUCUCGCGCGCAGCUUCACGGACGCUUGCUCUUAACGUACGUCCAUAAACCGGAGUAAAGUACUGCUUAUUACAACUUUUAUUUGGAUGUCAAGUGAAGAUCAAUGUGUCUGUGGACCAGGCAGCUCAGAUCAUCCUGAUAUUUCUGAGAAAUGCCCGUGUACACGCGGCGCCACAGACUCCAGCGGACUGAAGCUCUCACUCGCUCACCAUGACUUUCACCAGCUCUUUAUUUGCCCUCCUCUUCAUCAGCAGGUUUUUGGAAAACUCUCUGCUCAGUGCCGAGGUGAAAGAGGGAGAGAUUCUUCCUCCGACCAUCCAGAAGCUGAUGAAAGGAUACAACAAAUACCUCCGGCCUUUCUUUGACAAUGGUCCUGUCACGGUGGGCAUGAGUUUGGACAUCGCCAGUAUUGAUACGAUUUCAGAGAUCAACAUGGACUACACGGCCACCAUCUUCCUACGGCAGCGCUGGACGGAUGAGAGGCUGGUGUUUGAAGGCAAUAAGAGUUUAAGUCUGGACGGGCGACUGGUGGAGCUGCUGUGGGUCCCAGACACCUUUAUAGUGGACUCCAAGAAGUCCUUCCUCCAUGACAUUACAGUGGAGAACCGAUUGAUCCGGAUCUUUCCCAACGGAACGGUUCUCUAUGCCCUCCGGAUCACCACCACUGUGGCCUGUAACAUGGACCUGACCAAAUAUCCCAUGGACAAACAGACGUGCACAUUACAACUGGAGAGCUGGGGUUAUAAUGUCAAUGACGUGAUGUUUUACUGGGCACGUGGGAAUGAUUCUGUGAGUGGUUUGGACACUCUGAGGCUGGCCCAGUACACUGUAGAGGAUCAUUACACCUCAGUGUCUGAGGCCGUAUAUGAAACAGGAAAUUAUCCCAGGCUGGUCUUUCAUUUCGAGCUGAAGAGGAGCAUCCUGUACUUCAUCUUGGAAACAUACGUGCCCUCCAGCCUGUUGGUGGUUCUCUCCUGGGUCUCUUUCUGGAUCAGCCAAUCAUCUGUCCCUGCACGCAUUUGCAUAGGCGUGACCACUGUCCUGACUAUGACCACACUGAUGAUGGGUGCCCGCACAUCUCUGCCCAAUGCCAACUGCUUCAUUAAGGCCAUAGACGUGUACCUGGGCAUCUGCUUCAGCUUCAUCUUUGGAGCACUGAUUGAGUAUGCGGUGGCCCACUUCUGCACGCUGCAUCACCCCGACUGCAACAACGCACUCAUGUACGGUCAUCACAUGCAUGACUGCGAGGAGGAGAUGAACGGCAUCGUCACCACCAUCGCCAGCAAUUCCUCCCGGGUAAAGAGACGCAAAGACUCUCUGGCCUCGGCGCCCGCGUCCACCCCCGCUGGAGAGCCUGGACUCGUGCCCUCCAGCCCGACCGCCAGCGAGCCAAGACCCCCUGAGGUCCCACCAGAGCUCUUCAGCCGCUGUGCCAAAAACAUCUCCGUCUUGAGGAAGAUCCUGAGAUCAAUCAACUGCUGUCACGUGGAAAACCCACAUUAUAUAGACAACUACUCCCGGUUAACCUUCCCACUGUCGUUCGUCUUCAUCAAUCUGCUCUACUGGACCUACUACCUGUACUUUUAACCAGCACUUCAUGUUGAAUCAUUUCUGUGCGUUCUGUGUGUGUAAGUACGAUAGUGUGCGUGUGUUUGUCUGAAAGACCAAUAUAGACUCGACAGAGAAGUUAAGAUCUAUCAACAGCAUUUGUGCUAUAGUAAAUAAAAUAGAGCAUUUAAAAGCACAAAUGUGAAGCUCAUAUUUUUGUUAAAUUAUACAGUAAAUCCCUGUUAUUGUUUGUGUUGUAAAUCAUUCUUGCAGUGGAUCACUUUUCAAGGCGGAUAAACUUACCAACAUAAUUUCUAAGUCGCUUUUUCUCUAUGGAAAAUGUCCUUCUGCUUAUUGUGUGAAAGUUGGUGUGUUUACCAGCUUUGAAAUGCCACAGAUGCUGUUGACAGAGUUUAACUUGUAUUGAACCCGAUGAGUAUGAUGUAGAUGUGUAAUAUAUAUGUAACAUCCAUAUUGUCCUAUUUAUGAAUCUCAAUGAUAGUAGCAUCAGGUCGGACGUUUGCUGUGACUGAUGGUGAUUAAAUCCUCUGAAUAACUACAGAUAAAUUGAGGAAAAUGCAUGCAAGUUGAUGUCAUUAGUCAUACUGGUUAGCAUCAGAUUACUGGAAGUCUCAGUUUGACUUGACGUGUGGAAGAUGAUGAACAGACUAGAUCUUAAAGUCAACAUGAAAUCAAAAUUGAAUCAACUUUCCUCUCCCUUUGUGUGGGCUAUUGGAUAAUGUUAAUGUUAACCAGUGGUUAAAUAGCUAUUUAGCCAUUGUUUUAGGCUGCUGUUGUAGCUAAUGCAGCCUGAAAUAUUGCCAAUAAUUAACCGAGAUUAAACAGAGAUAAAUCAUUUAAUGCUGGUGAAUGUUAAUGUAAUAGAGGUUAUAGCAAUGAUGGCAAAUGAUGGAUUUUUACCAAGAAGCGUCACCGCUGGGAUACGUGUAGAUGCUCUGGGGAACAUUUUAAUAUUUGAAGGUGUGUGAAUGUGAUUGUUGGAAACUGUCAGUGAAUAUCUUUCGUUUGUGUACAUGUGUGUUGAUCAUCACUGGCUGUAAGUCGUUGCUGGAUGGCUCGACCUGUCCAGAAGUCUAACAGAAAUAGUAUGAUGCAGUAAAAUGUUAUUCAAAAAGGGCCUAACAAGUUGAUGUCCUAAAGGUGUAGUUUGCCCAAAGAGAAAAACUCAUUUACUCACCCUCAAGUCGUUCCAAAUAGGAAUUACUUUCUUUCGAAUCUCAGUUUUGCAGUCAUUUCAAAUAUGAUAUGAAAUUGUUCAAAGUUAUCUGGUCUUUAAUAACUAGAGAUGCACAAUAUAUCGGCCACCAUAUCGGUAUCGGCCGAUAUAUGUUCAUUUUUAACGUUAUCGUUAUCGGCCAAAUAAGAUAAUCUGGCCGAUUAUAUUAAAGCUGAUAAAAAAUGGAUUAUUUCCUUCAGCUGAGACGUUUCAGAUGUGCACUGUUCGCCAUGAUGGUUGAAUUGCUUGAAAUAUGAUUGGAAUCACUUCAAAAAGGAAAAUAUUUGACAGACUUGCGCUGCAGUAGACUACAUAAAAUUAUAAUGAGAACAUUAUAAUUGUGUGUUUGGGACAUGGCUUUUAAUGGUGAGACUUCUGUUUUUGUUUUUUAUAAAAAUUUGGAUGUAGAUUUAUUGGCCAAUAUAUCGGUUAUCGGCUUUCAAAAAUAAAGAAUUAUCGGUUAUCGGUGUCGGCCAUAUCGGUGCAUCCCUAGAUUACAAAAACAUUAUUGAUACAUCGUUCAUGAAACUUUUUAGUUCAUAUAACAUUUUUUAAAUGUUACUAUUUGUUUCGGAAUGUUCAGAGAACAUUUAAAUGUAGCAUUCCCAUAAUGUUUGAAGAAUAAAAUGGAAUGUUCCCUGUACAUUCGUAUGACCAAGAAAAGUUUUUUAAACAUUUAAAAAACUGGAUGUUCAGAAAUGACAUUUUUAUACAUAUAUAUAUAUUUUUUUUUUGGCUUCAGCCCGGCUCAAUACAUCUUGACUUGCAAUAUGUGAAUUAAACACAAGCAUGAAUGAGAUUUGAGAGCCGUUGGAGACAUGAGGGUCAGUAAAUGAUGACAGAAUUGUGAUUUUUAGGUGAAGCAGACCGACUCUCUCUCCUUUAGUACAUCACAGCUUUCUUUCACUUGUGUCCGACUUUUCCACACUGUAAUACCUCCUCUCUCUGAACAGCGUGUCUUCCUCGUGUGUCUGUGGUCCUCGAGCAUGAGUUACGGCAGAGUUGCAGUGUUGAGGGCAGACCGAAGCCAUCGCACAGUUUAUUGCUUCCAUAAAUCCUCCGGCCUCAGCCUCUUUCUUGCACAUUACGGGAUCGAUGGAUCGCAGGGGCUGUGUAAACUCUUUAUGCGACUUGGCUUUAAUGAUUCAUGUUUUGAACCAGAGGUGUUUGUGGACUCAGAUAUGGACCAGACCAAGUCAUAAUCACCAAAGGCCACGGACUGCAUGUGGUGACUGAUGCUAAACUAUCUGGAAUACAUUAAAUGUCUUUGGGACGUGCAUUAAAGCUCUCGUCAGAUGGAUUGAGUGUCAAUGGCCCAUACUGUACUGGACUAAACACUUUGGGUUAUGGUUAUCUAAACUGAUGUAUUUUCUGAAACUGAUGCUUGAAUUUUGCUUUAUUUAAAAUAAGCACAGGCAGUGCAAACAAGCCACACUAACGCCCCCUUCGGACAUGAUCCAGGACUCUUUUCUAAGCUGUGGAUGCUCACCUUUUCUUUGUGAUUGAGUUUUUAUUAGCAUUUGAUGUCAUAAUGGUCAGAUGAAUGAACGAAUUUUCCUCUCUGGACCUCGUUUAGGGUUUUGAAAACUGGUUUUUCAUUUAGGAUUGCUGAUGCUCUCAAAUGGAUCUGCUGUUUUCGUAAGCUAUGGCUUUUAAUCGGCUUCAUUUAGAUGUUUUGGGCGUUUGCCACUGGCAUGCAGUCGGAUCCUUCAUUUCUCGCCGAAUGCCUUCCGUUCAGAGUUUCAAACUACAAAGUGCUUGAUUUUCAAUUUAAUGCAUGUUUCUGUACCACUUUAGGGUAAUAUAUUACAUUAAUAUUGUCAUAUUUAUGGGACUUUUUUGUGUUGAUUCAUAGGUUGUUUUUAAUUUGGCAAGUUGAGAAUUAAUGCAAUAACACCUUAGUUAAUUAUGCAUAUCAGAGUUAUUAUCGUUAAAACCAUAAAACAUUUUUAGUACUUGAAAUAAAAUAAACGUUAACUGAAAUAAAUUAAUUGUAAUUGUUUUAUUUCAGCUAGUUAAGGCAGCAUUUCACAUUUUGAUUUAGUUUAAUGUGAUGUACUAAUAUAAAAAAACAACAACUAUAUAGACAUUUAAAAAAUAAUAAAAAUGACAAAAAUGUGCAACAAAAUUACUAAAAUAUAAAAUUAAAAUUAAAAAAAAGAAAAGAUUAAAAUAAAAACAAAUAAUUAAAAAACUAUAAUAGUAUUUUAAUGAAGCUGAUGCAUAUUCAGAAUUCAUCGAAUUUUUCUUUAACGAUUCCUGUUGUAAGACACGUUCAUGAACCUUAUUUAGAUUUAAUUAGCAUCCUUGUAAAGUAUAAUUAUAUUUACACCAAUAUUAGAAAGCAGCUUAACACACUCCAUGUGAAAUCUUCAUGUAUUUAUGAAAAUAAUUAAUCUCUGGUCCAGUAAAUAGGACGAUGAUGACAGUGCCAAACAAGUAAGCCAAAGAGUUCACAAGUCUAGAAAUCCACCUAAAACAAUAUAAAUUGUUUGUUUAGCUCUUCUAUUCAAAUUAUAACCUGCAAACUGAUGCAUAUUUGAUCAAUGUCCACAUCUUCACCUAUUUUCCCAUCAUUUAUAUAGUUCCAUCAUCACUUUAUCGAUCAUAAUGACAUCCCAGUGAAUUUCAGAGUGUUUUGGGAUGCUGAUCUCGCAGAUACAGUCUGUUUGUGUUGCUGAAGCCCUCGAACAUCCUGAUGUUAAUAUGUGUGUAUAAUGUAACAUUUGCAUAUAGACAACGGAGGGUAAUAGAAAAGCGACUGUAAAUACUGCAUGUUUACUUGAUGUUUACUUCAUGAUGCUAAUAAUGACACUACAAAUUAUAAUUCAAAUAAAAAAGACAAACAAGAA
Molecule: messenger RNA, 5695 nt
Organism: Ctenopharyngodon idella (grass carp)
Lineage: Eukaryota; Metazoa; Chordata; Actinopteri; Cypriniformes; Xenocyprididae
Gene: gabrzb
Product: gamma-aminobutyric acid receptor subunit pi
Biological process (GO): regulation of membrane potential; chemical synaptic transmission; signal transduction
Cellular component (GO): synapse; membrane; GABA-A receptor complex
Molecular function (GO): neurotransmitter receptor activity; GABA-A receptor activity; extracellular ligand-gated monoatomic ion channel activity
Source: RefSeq, a predicted model, not a curated record